AUGAAAAGGGUUGCUGUUAAUUCUCAUAAAUCUCAGCCUGUUGAUGAGGAAGCUAGGCUUAAUUUUAGACAUGAAAGUCUUCUGCAAGAUUACCUUGAACGACAAAAGGAAUUUGUAUCAAAGAAGAAGAAAUUGCAAGCAGCAAGGCAGAAAAGAGACAUCCUUUUAGGUGAAAUUGGAUUUUUGAGACGAAGGCAUAGGCAUCUGCUGAAGAUAAAAUCAGCAGAGACUGAACCAGAAGUCCAACAACAGAAGUCUGACAUACAACCUAAGAAGUUUUCGAGGAAAAGGAAAAGUGAUGCAAAUGAAGCUGUUCUAAAUAAACCAUCUCAAGUAUCGCCAGAAGGAGGAGGUGAACAAAUUGUUUCAGAGCCCAUAAGAGUAGAGAAGAAGCCUAAAAAUUGCCUAGUUGAUGACAAAAAAGUCGGAAAGAAAAAAAUUGCUUUGCAAGAUCAGGUUGCUUUGAAUGUUUAA
This is a messenger RNA of Prunus armeniaca (apricot), 474 nucleotides long. The record is from the annotation of a GenBank genome assembly. NCBI's taxonomy places the organism in Eukaryota, Viridiplantae, Streptophyta, Magnoliopsida, Rosales, Rosaceae.